Messenger RNA from Sarcophilus harrisii (Tasmanian devil), 1401 nucleotides. It is a transcript of the gene CPSF4L, whose product is annotated as cleavage and polyadenylation specific factor 4 like. The record is from RefSeq and is a predicted model, not a curated record. Gene Ontology annotation, molecular function: RNA binding; metal ion binding. Lineage: Eukaryota; Metazoa; Chordata; Mammalia; Dasyuromorphia; Dasyuridae. Gene Ontology annotation, cellular component: mRNA cleavage and polyadenylation specificity factor complex.
AUGUAUAAUGGGAGGUUGUAUUUCUUGCCUUUCAAUGGGGAGGCAAAGGGAAGAAUAGAGGAAAAAAACAAAUUAACAGAUUAAAAAAAAUAAAAGAAUUACUGGGUUUUAUAGAAUAUUAAAGAGCUAAAGGUGGCAAGGAUCAUCAGUUAGAUGGAAAAGGAGUUAACUGACUGAAAGAAAAAACUUUAGCUUUUAGAGUUUUUAGACAUUAGAAAAUCACUCACAUUUGUUCCUUGCCACUUUCUGACUUAUAUGCAACCUGGACAAUAUAUGCAGGUUGUGUGUGUGUUUGGAAUCCUAAGAGUGGAUGUACAAAAGGGUCUUAGUACCUUACAGAAUGAUUAAGGAUUCAGAAGUAAAGAAAAACCAGUGAGAAACUAGGAAAGGAAAUUACUGUUUGCCCCCCCCCCCUUUAGCUGACUCUAUAAUAAACUAUAUAUAGGAUUCACCUGUAGGACCUCUAGGUUAAACCUAAGCUAACCCCAGGAAGAAGGCUAAAAAUGCAGGAACUCAUUGCUGGGUUGGAGAAAAUCUCCUUUGAUCUUGAGGAUGAUGUGGAGAACCAAAGAGGUAUUGGGUUCCUGCCCUUCCCAGGAAUGGACAAAUCGGGGGUGGCUGUAUGUACCUUCUUUCUCAAAGGCCUCUGUGAGAAAGGCAAGCUCUGUCCCUUCCGGCAUGAUGAUGGGGAAAAGACAGUAGUAUGUAAACACUGGCUGCGAGGGCUUUGUAAGAAGAGCGACUGCUGCAAAUUUCUGCACCAAUAUGACGUCACCAAGAUGCCCGAGUGUUAUUUCUACUCCAAAUUUGGAGAAUGCAGCAAUAAAGAAUGCCUUUUCCUUCAUACUGACUCUGCCUCCAAGAUCCGUGAUUGUCCCUGGUAUGAUCAAGGUUUCUGCAAGUAUGGCCCUUUGUGUAAAUUCCACCAUGUGAGAAGAGUGCUGUGUGUCAACUACUUAGUUGGCUUCUGUCCAGAGGGACCUGGUUGCAGAUUUACACACCUCAAGAUGACGUUACUACAUAAGGCAAGUCACUCAAAGAAUGUAAAUCAACUACAAAGGCCAAUAAAACUUGCUUCCUUUGUGAAAAUGCUUUCUGAACACAGUUGGCAAGAGAGCCCACCAGCUGAAGUGUCAAGCAAGUCCAAUGUGUCCUUUGUAGCAGUUCAUUUGCUUUAGGAUGGGUAUUGAGGCUAAGAGAAUUUUUCCAUCUUUCGUGUUAUGAACUAAUAAUAUAUUUCAAUCAGUAAUCUGGCUGUGAGUAAUCCUCUGUGUAACAAGUCAGGAAAAAACUGUACUCAAGAAGGCAUGACUAUAGGAGAGGGUACAUACUGGCAAAUCAAAUGCUCAAGAUGCCUGAAAGUUACUAGACAAUUCUCAGCGAUGUAAUUUUAUUUUUAUA